Molecule: messenger RNA, 14966 nt
Organism: Benincasa hispida (wax gourd)
Lineage: Eukaryota; Viridiplantae; Streptophyta; Magnoliopsida; Cucurbitales; Cucurbitaceae
Source: RefSeq, a predicted model, not a curated record
UUGAAGAUACGUAGCCACAUUUCAUAUCCCCCUCCGGCCUCGGGCUCGGACUGUGAAAUCUGUUUCCCACUGAUCUUACGGUGUGGCGAUGGCAACACAAAAAUUAAUUUAAUCUUCAUCAUCUCUUCAAAAACUUUGACCGUACAAACUUGAAAAUCUGUGAAACUGAAACAGCAACAGACAAAGAAAAUCCCAAUUCCAAGAGACAACUCCAUAGAUCCUUUGCUCAAAUUUGCAGCAAAAUCACCGCAACCUGAUUGCUAUGUCGAGUCGGCGAAUCAUUACGUUCUUAGCAGACUGUUGAUCACUGUUGGAAAAUUAUUGUUCGUUUUGAUUUUGAUUGACGCUAUGGUUUAGAAAGAGUUGAAUUCAGAUUAUUAACGUGUUAUAGCUCUGCCGGAGAACGAUGGCGUCGGAAUCGACGUCUUUAGACUCGAUUCUUCUGGAGGAUUUUGGUCAGAAGGUUGACCUGACUCGGCGGAUUCGUGAGGUGCUUCUUAACUAUCCUGAGGGGACUACAGUUCUCAAGGAGUUGGUGCAGAACGCCGAUGAUGCAGGCGCCACUAAGGUUUGCCUCUGUCUUGACCGUAGAGUCCAUGGCCGUGAGUCGCUGUUGUCGGAGUCACUGGCACCGUUUCAAGGGCCUGCGCUUUUGGCCUAUAACAAUGCGGUAUUUACAGAAGAGGAUUUUGUCAGCAUUUCGAGGAUUGGUGGGAGCAAUAAGCAUGGUCAAGCCUGGAAGACUGGUCGGUUUGGGGUUGGUUUCAACUCCGUGUACCAUUUAACUGAGCUGCCUUCAUUUGUUAGUGGAAAAUAUGUUGUAAUGUUUGAUCCUCAGGGCAUUUACCUUCCUAAGGUUUCUGCAUCAAAUCCUGGAAAGCGAAUCGACUUCAUACGUAGCUCUGCCAUCUCAAAAUAUAGAGAUCAGUUUCUUCCUUAUUGCGCUUUUGAUUGUGACAUGGAAAGUUCUUUUGCUGGAACUUUAUUUCGGUUUCCAUUAAGAAAUGCAGAUCAAGCAGCUAGAAGUAAAAUUUCAAGGCAAGCUUAUACAGAAGAAGAUAUUUCUUCCAUGUUUGCUGAACUUUAUGAAGAAGGAGUCUUGACGUUGCUCUUUUUGAAAAGUGUUUUAUGUAUUGAAAUGUUUGUAUGGAAUGAUGGUGAGACAGAACCACAGAAGCUUUAUUCAUAUUUUGUGCGUUCAGCAAACAGUGAUAUUAUUUGGCAUAGGCAGAUGUUACUACGGUUAUCAAAAUCAACAACUUCCACUCAGCAUGAGGUAGAUCGGUUUUCGCUUGAAUUCUCAAGUCAAGCUAUGACUGGGACUCAAAUAGAGGAAAGGAUUGAUAGCUUUUUUAUAGUUCAAACUAUGGCAUCAGCUACUAGUAGGAUCAGCUCUUUUGCUGCUACUGCAUCGAAAGAGUAUGACAUUCACUUGCUACCUUGGGCAUCGCUUGCUGUUUGCACAUCUGAUGACUCCUCAAAUGUAACCUCAGACAGUGUUCUCAAACUUGGUCGGGCCUUCUGUUUCCUCCCUUUGCCAGUAAAAACUGGUCUAACUGUUCAAGUAAAUGGAUUUUUUGAGGUCUCAUCAAAUCGUCGUGGAAUUUGGUAUGGGGCUGACAUGGAUAGGACUGGGAAGAUUCGUUCAAUCUGGAACAGACUCCUUUUAGAGGAUAUUAUUGCUCCUGCAUUUAUAGAACUGCUGAUUGGCGUGCAAGUAUUACUAGGUCCAACAGAUACUUACUUUUCCUUGUGGCCUAGUGGUUCAUUUGAGGAGCCAUGGAACAUAUUGGUUGAGCAAGUAUACAAAAGUAUCAGCAACGCUUUUGUUUUGCAUUCAGACGUUGAAGGUGGAAAAUGGGUGUCACCAAAUGAAGCUUUUCUUCAUGAUGACAAAUUCGCAAGAAGUAUGGAACUUGGUGAGACUCUGGUGCAUCUAGGAAUGCCUAUUGUGCACCUUCCUGAAAAUUUGUCUAACAUGCUUUUAAAGUUUUGCUGUACUUUUCAACAGAAAGUGGUUACACCCUGUACAGUUCGUCAUUUUCUUAGGGAAUGUAAACAUGUUUUUACUCUGAACAGACCUUACAGACUUGUAUUGUUAGAAUAUUGCAUUGAAGAUUUGAUUGAUGCUGAUGUUUGUACACAUGCAUUUGGCUUACCUUUACUUCCCCUGGCAAAUGGUGAUUUUGGGUCAUUUUCAGAAGCCUCCAAAGGGAUCUCUUACUUUAUCUGUGAUGAGUUGGAAUAUAAGCUACUGCACCAGAUUUCUGAUAGAGUAAUAGAUCGGAAUACACCUCUCACUAUAUCAACUAGACUUUCAAAUAUUGCCAGGUCCUCAAAAUCAAAUCUGUUUAUUUUGAAUGUGCAUUAUUUUCUCCAGCUGUUUCCAAAAUUUGUGCCUGCUGAUUGGAAGUACAGAAAUGAAGUGUUUUGGGACCCUGAGUCCUGUAGCAACCAUCCUACUUCGUCAUGGUUUUUGCUAUUUUGGGAAUAUCUUCGUGAUCAUUGUGAAAAAUUGUCCUUAUUUAGCGACUGGCCCAUUUUGCCAUCCAAAUCGAGAUAUCUUUAUAGGGCCACUAAACAAUCAAAAGUGAUUAAUGUGCAGAAGCUUUCUCACGAGAUGCAAAAUAUACUUGGUAAGCUUGGAUGCAAGUUGCUAGAUCCAUACUAUAAGGUUGAACACCGAGACUUAAUUCACUAUGUAAAUGAUGGUAACUGCACAGGCGUUUUGGACUCUAUCUACGAUGCAAUUUCUUCAACUGGUGGUUUAAUGCUGACUUCACUCUACAAUUUAGAGGUGGAAGAGAAGGAUGGGCUGCGUAGGUUUCUUCUUGAUCCUAAAUGGUAUCUUGGAGGCUGUAUGAAUGAUAAUGAUUUAGGCAAGUGCAGGAGACUGCCAAUUUUUAAAGUCUAUAAUGGAGGUUCUUCUCAAGAUUUUUGUUUCUCAGAUCUCGAAGACCCUCGAAAGUACUUACCGCCUUCAGAUGUGGGAGAGUGCUUUCUUGGAGUAGAGUUUAUUAUCAGUUCCUCAGAUAGUGAAGAAGAGAUUUUGUUAAAAUACUAUGGGAUCAAAAAGAUGGGAAAGGCAUCUUUCUACAGGAAGUAUGUAUUAAACCAAGUCGGGCAGUUGCAGCCUGAACUUCGUGACAGUACCAUGCUUUCUCUUUUACUAAACCUUCCACAACUAUGUACUGAAGAUGUAACUUUCAGGGAAUGUUUGUCAAAUUUGGAUUUUAUUCCAACUUCAAGUGGAACUCUUAAGUGCCCUGCUGUAUUAUAUGAUCCUCGUUAUGAAGAACUGUGUGCUUUACUAGAUGACUUCGAUAGUUUUCCUUCCACUCCUUUCAACGAAUCUUACAUUCUGGACAUUCUACAAGGUUUGGGCCUUAGAACAUGUGUAUCCCCUGAGACCAUUGUGCAAAGUGCUCUACAUGUGGAAAGAUUCAUGCAUAAGGAUCAAAAUAAGGCUCAUUCAAGGGGCAAGGUUCUUUUAUCAUACUUAGAAGUUAAUGCAAUUAAAUGGCUUCUCAAUCCGACAAACGAAGAUCAAGGGAUGGUGAACCGAUUGUUUUCUACAGCUGCAACUGCAUUUAAACCACGUAACUUCACUUCCGAUCUCGAAAAGUUCUGGAAUGAUCUUCGUAAAAUUUCCUGGUGCCCAGUAUUACUUUCUCCUCCUUUUGAAACCUUACCCUGGCCUGUUGUCUCAUCCAUGGUAGCUCCCCCAAAACUUGUGAGAUUGCCUAGAGACUUGUGGCUUGUUUCAGCAAGCAUGCGAAUACUGGAUGGUGAGUGUUCUUCUUCGGCUUUAGCACACAGUCUUGGUUGGUCUUCUCCCCCUACUGGCAGUAUUAUUGCUGCUCAGCUUCUUGAGCUUGGAAAAAACAACGAGAUUGUAUAUGACCAGAUGCUCAGGAAAGAACUAGCUUUGGCAAUGCCAAGAAUAUAUGCGUUGCUGACAAGUUUGAUUGGUUCAGAUGACAUGGAUGUUGUAAAAGCUGUGCUUGAAGGUUGUCGGUGGAUUUGGGUUGGAGAUGGGUUUGCAACAUCCAAAGAGGUUGUACUUGAGGGUCCUCUUCAUUUAGCUCCUUAUAUUCGUGUUAUACCUAUUGAUUUGGCAGUUUUUAAAGAUUUGUUUUUAGAACUUGGAAUCCGGGAAUUUCUGAAUCCCAAUGAUUAUGCUGAUAUUUUGUCUAGAAUGGCAACAAGAAAAGGUUCUUCUCCUCUGAACACACAGGAACUGAGGGCAGCCAUUCUCAUUGUACAACAUUUGGCUGAAGCUCAACUCCCAAAGCAACAAAUUAAUAUAUAUUUACCUGAUAUUUCAGGUAGACUUUUGCCAGCCAGCAACUUAGUUUACAAUGAUGCUCCCUGGUUACUGGGCACAGACAAUACUGAUGUUUCAUAUGACGGGGAAUCAACUGCUUUCUUGAGUGCAAGGAAGACAGUUCAAAAGUUUGUCCAUGGGAACAUAUCCAAUGAUGUUGCGGAGAAGCUUGGUGUCUGCUCACUUCGUAGGAUUUUAUUAGCUGAGAGUGCUGAUUCUAUGAAUUUGAGCUUAUCUGGAGCUGCCGAAGCUUUUGGGCAGCAUGAAGCCUUGACAAACAGACUUAGACAUAUACUUGAAAUGUAUGCUGAUGGUUCUGGUAUUCUAUUUGAGCUGAUUCAGAAUGCAGAGGAUGCAGGUGCCUCUGAAGUGAUAUUUCUUUUGGACAAAACUCAUUAUGGAACAUCUUCAGUAUUGUCUCCUGAAAUGGCUGAUUGGCAAGGACCAGCUUUGUACUGUUAUAAUGACUCUGUUUUUAGUUCUCAAGAUCUCUAUGCAAUUUCACGUGUCGGUCAAGAGAGUAAGCUGCAAAAACCAUUAUCCAUUGGAAGAUUUGGUUUGGGCUUUAAUUGUGUAUAUCAUUUUACAGAUAUCCCCACAUUUGUUUCUGGGGAGAAUGUUGUUAUGUUUGAUCCUCAUGCUUGUAAUUUGCCUGGGAUCUCUCCUUCACACCCGGGUCUCCGGAUAAAGUAUGCUGGAAGAAAAAUUCUGGAACAAUUUCCCGAUCAAUUUUCUCCGUACUUGCAUUUUGGUUGUGACAUGCAGAAGCCAUUUCCUGGCACACUCUUUCGUUUUCCCCUUAGAAGUCCAGCUCUUGCUUCCAGAAGUGAAAUCAAGAAAGAAGGUUAUGCACCUGAAGAUGUUAUUUCACUUUUUUAUUCUUUUUCUGAAGUUGCUUCUGAUGCUUUGGUUUUCCUCACCAAUGUCAAAACUAUUUCCAUAUUUAUAAAGGAUGAUAUAGGACAUGAAAUGCAAUGCCUAUAUCGUGUGCAUAAAAAUACUAUCAGUGAACCUACAACAAAAUCUAGUGCACAGCAGGAUAUUAUGAGCUUUAUUUAUGGAAACCGCCGAGGUGAAAUGGACAGAGAACAGUUCCUAAUGAAAUUAAAUAAAUCUAUCAACAGAGAUCUCCCACAUGUGUGCCAAAAACUUAUUAUCACGGAGAAAAGUUCUGGCGGUGACAUAUUGCAGCACUUCUGGAUAAGCUCUGGAUGUUUAGGUGGUGGGCUCCCGAGAAACAACUCAGGCGGGGGUGACAAGUCCUAUAAUUUUAUUCCAUGGGCUAGUGUUGCUGCACUUUUACAUUCUGUAAAGGUAAACGUGGAAAUGAACCAUGACCCAGAGACUGAAAAUAAUUGGCUAAUUGCUUCUGAUUUAGUUCAAGUUUCUUCUGCUUCUGAACAAGACAGGAAGCCUUUGGAAGGACGUGCUUUCUGCUUUCUACCAUUACCUAUUAAAACUGGUCUCCCUGUACAUGUCAAUGCAUAUUUUGAGCUUUCAUCAAAUCGAAGGGACAUCUGGUAUGGAGAUGACAUGGCAGGGUGCGGAAGAAAACGUUCAGAAUGGAAUUCUUACCUUCUUGAAGAUGUUGUUGCCCCAGCUUAUGGUCGCUUGCUUGAAAAGGUUGCAUCCGAGAUUGGUCACUUUGGUUUAUACUCCUCAUUUUGGCCGGCAGCAGCAGGAUUAGAACCUUGGGGAUUGGUAGUGCGAAAACUCUAUAGCUUUAUUGGUGAUUUUGGUCUACUUGUUCUAUAUACAAAUGCUAGGGGAGGCCAGUGGAUUUCCGCUAGACAAGCCAUAUUUCCUGAUUUUUCUUUUGACAAAGUGCAUGAGCUUAUCGAAGCAUUAUCUGAUUCUGGCCUGCCGGUCAUUUCUAUUUCGAAGUCAAUUGUUGACAGGUUCAUGGAGGUACGUCCGUCAUUACAUUUUCUGACUCCUCACUUGUUAAGAACUCUGUUGAUUAAAAGGAAGCGCGCAUUUAAAGACAGGAAAGCAACCAUCUUGACCCUUGAAUAUUGUUUAGUUGAUUUGAAAUUGCCUAUACAAUCCGACAGUCUGUGCGGAUUGCCUCUACUACCUCUUGUUGAUGGUUCAUUUACCUCAUUUCACAAGAAUAGGAUUGGAGAAAGAAUUUAUAUUGCCAAGGGAGAUGAAUAUGGCCUUCUCAAGGAUUCCGUUCCCAGCCAACUUGUGGACCCUGAUAUACCAGAAGUAGUUCAUGCAAAGCUCUGUGAGGUAGCCCAAACUGAGGAUUUAAAUCUUUGUUUUCUUUCAUGCCAUUUGCUCGAGAAAAUCUUCCUUAGAUUUCUUCCCACAGAAUGGCAAAAUGCUAGACAGGUGAACUGGAAUCCUGGUCAUCAGGGUCAACCUAGCUUGGAAUGGAUAAGAUUGAUGUGGUGCUACCUCAAGUCGCAUUGCAAUGAUCUAUCUCAGUUUUCCAAGUGGCCUAUACUGCCCGUAGGGGAAAAUUCUCUACUGCAACUUGUUGAAAAUUCAAAUGUUCUUAGAGCUGAUGGUUGGAGUGAGAACAUGUUUUCGUUGUUGCUGAAAGUGGGGUGUUUGUUUUUGAGGCGUGAUAUGCCAGUAGAACAUCCACAACUGGAAAACUUUGUGCAUCCUUCAACAGCAAUCGGCAUUCUAAAUGCUUUUCUGUCUAUUGCUGGUGAUAUUGGAAAUGUUGAAAGGCUAUUUCAUGAUGCAUCUGAAGGUGAGCUGCAUGAGUUCCGGAGUUUUAUUCUUCAGUCAAAAUGGUUUCUUGAAGAAAAAAUGGAAGCAAUUCAUGUUGAUAUUAUCAAACGCAUCCCCAUGUUUGAGUCGUACAAGUGUAGAAAAUUAGUAAGUUUGAGUAAACCUGUAAGAUGGAUAAAACCCACUGGUCUAUGUGAGGAUUUUCUGAAUGAUGAUUUUGUGCGCGUAGAAUCAGAAAAAGAGAGAAUCAUUUUGAAAAGAUACUUCGGGAUCGGGGAACCAUCAAGGGUAGAAUUCUACAAAGAUUAUGUUCUUAACCAUAUGUCGGAAUUCCUUUCUGAAAGGGAAGCUAUUUCAACCAUUCUGCUCGAUGUGAAGCUUUUAAUUGAAGAGGAUGUCUCUCUCAAAUCUUCAGUUUCGACGAUACCAUUUGUUUUGACUGGCAAUGGAUCUUGGCGACCACCAUCAAGGCUAUAUGAUCCUCGAGUACACGAGUUAAAAAACAUGCUGCAUGAAGAAGCCUUUUUUCCAUCUGAAAAAUUUUCAGAUGACGUCAUUUUAGAUGCUUUAGUCAGCCUUGGACUUAAAAGAUCCCUUGGUUUGUCUGGCUUGCUAGAUUGUGCUAGAUCAAUUUCAUUGUUGAAUGAUUCUAAAAAUUCUGAAUCAAAAAGUUAUGGAAGGAGAUUUUUUGUGUGUUUAGAUGCUCUUGCACACAAGCUCUCAAUCAAUGUGGAAGGAAAUUGUUAUGAACUACAGAAUUCUAUGUUAUUUAAGAGUGACCAUGUGGAUGAUGAUGCUUCCGUGCAAGUUAGCUCUCUCAAUAGAGAGGAUACCUCUGGUAUGGGCAUUGAUUCCAUAAUAGGGAACUUGACUGGUGAUGGAACGGAGGAAGAAUUUUGGUCUGAAAUGAAGACAAUAGCUUGGUGCCCUGUUUUUGCCAAUUCACCUGUAAAGGUACUUCCAUGGUUGAAAACCAGUAAUCAGGUAGCUCCACCGAGCAUUGUGAGACCUAAAUCACAGAUGUGGAUGGUCUCCUCUUCAAUGCAUAUACUAGAUGGUGUGCCUCCUUCAGUAUACUUGCAAGAUAAACUUGGUUGGACUGAUUGCCCGAGCGUUGAAGUUUUAUGUGCACAGUUGACUGAUAUUUCCAAGCUUUAUGGUGAGCUCAGGUUGCAUUCUUCAACAGGAUCUGAUGUCAAUACUGCGUUGCAAGAUGGGAUUCCCAUUCUUUACUCAAAACUGCAAGAAUAUAGAGGAACUGAUGACUUCAUGCUUUUAAAAUCUGCAUUAAAUGGUGUAUCCUGGGUUUGGGUAGGGGAUGAUUUUGUAUCCCCAAAUGCUCUUGCCUUUGACUCACCAGUAAAAUUCUCUCCUUAUCUUUAUGUUGUUCCGUCCGAAUUAUCAGAAUUUAGAGAUCUGCUUUCAGAAUUAGGUGUAAGGCUUAGUUUUAAUGUCAAGGACUACUUGGAUGUUCUACAACGCUUACACAGGGAUGUUAGAGGGUCUCCUCUAUCCACAGAUCAGAUGAACUUUGUAAUUUGUGUGCUUGAAGCUAUUUCAGACUGUUGGGUGGACAUGCCAGAGUUCACUGCCACCAGUAUCCCUUUGUUAAUUCCCAAUUCUUCUCAGGUUCUGAUGCUAGCAAGUGAUCUGGUUUACAAUGAUGCACCUUGGAUGGAAGACAACAAUAUUCUUGUUGGGAAACACUUUGUACAUCCAAGUAUCAGCAAUGAUUUGGCAGGCAGGUUGGGCGUGCAAUCCAUUCGUUGCCUCUCGUUAGUUGAUGAAGAGAUGACUAAAGACUUACCAUGCAUGGAUUAUGCCAAAAUUAGUGAUCUUCUGAAGUUGUAUGGCAAUGACUAUUUGUUCUUUGACCUUCUGGAAUUGGCAGAUUGCUGCAGAGCUAAAAAGUUGCGCUUAAUAUUUGACAAAAGGGAACAUCCUCGCCAAUCAUUACUGCAACAUAAUCUAGGUGAAUUUCAAGGUCCUGCACUGGUUGCAAUCUUUGAGGGCUCAAGCUUAAGUACCGAGGAAAUCAGUAGUUUGCAAUUUCGUCCUCCUUGGAAAUUAAGAGGCGAUACUCUUAACUAUGGUUUGGGACUGCUCAGCUGUUAUUAUGUUUGUGAUCUCCUUUCUAUUAUUUCUGGUGGCUACUUUUAUAUAUUUGAUCCCCGUGGAAUUGCUCUCUCUGUAGCUCCAAAAUCUUCUCCAGGAGCAAAGGUGUUUUCCUUGAUAGGUAGUAAUUUGAUAGAGAGAUUUAACGAUCAAUUUCAUCCUCUGUUGGGGGGUCACAAUAUGUCAUGGCCAUCAGAUUCCACCAUAAUCCGCAUGCCCCUAUCCUCAGCAUGCUUAAAAGAUGGACUUGAGUCUGGAAUAAUAAGGAUAAAGGAGAUAAGUAGCAAAUUUUUGGAUCAUGCUUCAAGGUCACUUUUAUUUUUAAAAUCAGUCGUGCAGGUUUCAUUCUCGACCUGGGACCAAGAUGGGCUUCACCCACACCAAGAUUAUUCAGUUUGCGUGAAUUUAUCAUCUGCUAUAGCAAGGAACCCAUUUUCAGAAAAGAAGUGGAAGAAGUUCCAAUUAUCAAGGUUGUUUAGCAGCUCAAAUGCUGCCACGAAAGUGCAUGCAAUAGAUGUAAUUCUACUCCAGGGAGAAACUCAAUUUGUGGACCGGUGGCUUGUGGUGCUUAGCUUGGGUUCUGGGCAAACUAGAAAUAUGGCUCUUGAUAGGCGAUAUCUUGCGUACAAUUUAACACCUGUCGCUGGAGUUGCAGCUCAUAUUUCUCGCAAUGGCCUUCCUGCUGAUAUAUAUCGAAAGAGCCCUUUGAUGGCUCCCUUUCCUUUAUCUGGUGAUAUAAUGUUACCUGUUACUGUUCUUGGAUGUUUUCUUGUAUGUCACAGUGGUGGUCGUUAUCUUUUCAAGAAUCAAGUUCUCGAAGCCUUAGUUGAACCCCUUGAUGCUGGAAAUAAGUUAGUUGAAGCCUGGAACAGGGAAUUGAUGUCCUGCGUGUGUGAUUCUUACAUUUUCAUGGUCUUGGAAAUUCACAAACAACGAAAAGAAUCUUCAAGCUCUGCAUUGGAGUCAAAUGUUAGUCAUUCCAUAACUUCGUCUUUGAAGGCAUAUGGAAAUCAAGUUUAUUCAUUUUGGCCAAGGUCUGAACCUGCAAAUGAUAGUGAUUCUGAUGUGGACAGAGGAUUGAAAGCAGAUUGGGAAUGUCUGGUUGAACAAGUAAUCAGACCAUUUUAUACUCGUGCUAUCGAUCUUCCUGUGUGGCAGCUUUACUCCGGAAAUUUAGUUAAGGCUGAAGAGGGUAUGUUUCUUGCUCAACCUGGCAGUCCCGUGGGGGGUAACUUGCUGCCAGCCACAGUUUGUAGUUUUGUCAAGGAGCAUCAUCCCGUGUUUUCGGUGCCAUGGGAGUUAAUUAAGGAGAUCCAAGCUGUGGGAAUUACAGUACGCCAAAUUAGACCUAAAAUGGUUCGGGACCUCCUCAGGGCUCCUUCAGCAUCUAUAGUUCUUCAAUCAAUUGAUACAUAUUUGGAUGUUCUUGAAUACUGCUUGUCUGAUAUUGUGUUGGCCGCAUCAUCUAGCCAUGCUGUGGAUAAUAUGGGAGGUGACUCUGUUAACACUAAUCCUGGUGGUAGGUCGACAAAUACUACAGAAGGCAGUUCAACUUCCGUUCCAGUUUCUAGCAUGCACAGUUUUGGGAGGUCAUCUAACCAGAAUGCAGCCAGUUCAGGUGAUGCUCUUGAAAUGAUGACAAGUUUGGGUAGGGCUUUACUAGAUUUUGGUCGAGGAGUCGUCGAGGAUAUUGGUAGAAAUGGAGAAUCCUUGUCUCAUGGUAAUACCUUUACUGGUAGAAAUAACAGCAGCUACAAUGUAGACAAGCAUUUUCUACAAAUGGUUUCUGAGCUCAAAGGUUUACCAUUUCCAACUGCAUCCAACAAUGUAGUAAGAUUGGGCAGCAUGGAACUUUGGCUUGGUAGUAAGGAUCAACAGGAACUGAUGAUCCCUUUGGCAGCAAAGUUUGUCCACCCUAAAAUAUUUGAUAGACCAAUUUUGGGCAAUAUCUUGACCAAUGAUGCCCUGCAUAAAUUUUUGAAACUUCGAGAGUUCUCUCUUAGCUUACUGGCAACUCAUAUGAGGUCAGUGUUCCAUGCGAACUGGGUGAAUCAUGUAAUGAACUCAAAUAUGGCUCCGUGGUUUUCAUGGGAUAAUAAAUCAAACGCUGGGGUUGAGGAGGGACCAUCCUCUGAAUGGAUAAGACUCUUUUGGAAAAUUUCUAGUGGUUCGUCACAGAACCUUUUGCUCUUUUCUGAUUGGCCACUUGUUCCUGCUUUUCUUGGCAGACCCAUCUUAUGCCGUGUAAAAGAACGUCAUCUUGUCUUUCUUCCUCCUGUCACACACCCACCUUCACCAAAUGCCAUCUCGGAGAUUGUUGCAGGGGGCAGUGAUGUGGCUGAGACAUCUUCGAGUGAGAUUUCUAAACCUGAAUCCAUUCAACCUUACACUUCAGCUUUUCAAAGAUUCCAGGACACAUAUCCUUGGCUAUUCCCUCUUUUAAACCACUGCAACAUUCCAAUAUUUGACGUAGCUUUCAUGGACUGUGCUGCUCUAUGCAACUGUCUUCCUAAUUCCAGCCAAUCAUUAGGACAAGCAAUUGCUUCUAAGUUUGUGGCUGCUAAAAAUGCAGGUUAUUUUCCUGAACUUGCAUCACUUUCAGAUUCAAAUAGUGAUGAACUUCUCAACCUUUUUGCUAAGGACUUUGUUUCAAACGGAACCAACUAUAGGAGAGAAGAGCUUGAAAUAUUACGAACUUUACCUAUAUACAGAACUGUCAUCGGAUCAUAUACACAACUGCGUGAGUAUGAGCAGUGCAUGAUCUCUUCAAAUUCAUUCCUUAAACCAUAUAAUAAAAGCUGUCUAUCUUAUUCAUCAAAUUCAAUGGAAUAUUCAUUGCUUAGAGCCCUCGGAGUCCCUGAAUUGAAUGAUCAACAAAUUUUGGUCAGGUUUGGAUUGCCUGGAUUUGAUUUCAAGCCUCAAUCGGAACAGGAAGAUGUCUUAAUAUAUCUAUAUACAAAUUGGAAAGAUCUUCAAUCCGAUGCUCAAUUAGUUGAAUGCUUGAGUGAGACUAAGUUUGUGAGGAGUGCUGAUGAAUUUUGCACAGAUUUGUUUAAAUCAAAGGAAUUGUAUGAUCCAAGUGAUGCUUUGUUAACAUCCGUCUUCUCUGGUGAAAGAAGAAAAUUUCCUGGGGAAAGGUUUGGUGCUGAUGGGUGGCUUCAAAUUCUAAGGAAAAUUGGCCUUAGAACUGCAGCAGAAGCCAAUGUCAUUCUUGAAUGUGCCAAAAAGGUAGAGACCCUAGGAAGUGAAUGGAGGAAGUCGGAGGAGGAUAGUCUUGAAUUUGACUUGACAAAUGCUCAAAAUGAAGUGCCUAUGGAAAUAUGGACUUUAGCUGGAUCUGUUGUUGAAUCUGUUUUUUCAAAUUUUGCUGUCUUUUAUAGCAACAGUUUCUGUAAUGCUCUUGGCAAUAUUGUUUUUGUUCCGGCUGAAUUAGGCUUUCCAAAUCUUGGUGGCAAUAAAGGUGGAAAAAGAGUCCUCACUUCCUACAGUGAUGCAAUUGUAUCAAAAGAUUGGCCUCUGGCUUGGAGUUGUGCUCCAAUUCUUUCCAAGCACAGCGUUAUACCUCCUGAAUACUCUUGGGGAGCACUUAAUCUGAGAAGCCCUCCAGCUUUCCCCACAGUACUAAAACAUUUACAGGUUAUCGGGAGGAAUGGUGGUGAAGACACUCUUUCUCAUUGGCCAAUAUCCAUGGGCAUAAUGUCAAUCAAUGAAGCUUCUUGUGAGGUUUUAAAGUAUCUCGAAAGGAUUUGGAGUAAUUUAGCUUCUUUAGAUAUUUUGGAAUUGCAGAGAGUUGCAUUCAUUCCUGUAGCUAAUGCAACACGCUUGGUCAAAGCUAAUGCUCUCUUUGCAAGAUUGACUAUUAAUUUAUCUCCUUUUGCAUUUGAACUUCCCAGUGGAUAUCUUCCUUUUGUGAAAAUUCUUAAAGAUUUGGGGCUUCAGGACGUAUUAUCAGUUGCUUCUGCAAAAUAUCUUCUAUCAAGUCUUCAAGUAGCUUGUGGAUAUCAACGCCUAAAUCCUAAUGAGCUUCGGUCUGUGAUGGAAAUCUUACAUUUUAUCUGUGAUGAAGCUUCUGAAGCAAAGAUGUAUGAUGGUCGGGAACCUGAAAUCAUUGUCCCAGAUGAUGGCUGUAGACUUGUUCAUGCAACAUCUAGUGUGUAUAUUGACACUUACGGUUCACGAUACAUAAAAUGCAUCGACACUUCAAGGCUAAGAUUUGUUCACCCAGAUCUUCCUGAGAGGAUAUGUAGAAUGUUGGGCAUCAAGAAACUUUCUGAUUUAGUCAUUGAGGAGUUGGAUCAUGAGGAUAGUAUAGAUCGCUUGGAGUAUAUUGGAGCAGUGUCUCUUGGAUUCAUCAAAGUGAAGCUUUUGAGCAAAUCGUUUCAGAAUGCUGUGUGGAAUGUUGUCAAUAGCAUGGUUAAUUACAUUCAUCCAAAUAAGAAUCUAGAUCUCGAAGCUGUAGAAGAAUUACUGAAAUCAGUUGCAGAGAGGCUUCAGUUUGUUAAAUGUCUCCAUACACGGUUUUUACUUCUUCCAAAUUCUAUAAACAUCACACGUCCUGCUAAAGAUUCCAUUAUUCCAGAAUGGGAGGAUGGAAGCCAUCAUAGAGCUCUUUACUUUAUUAAGCAAUCAAAAACUUGUAUUUUGGUUGCUGAGCCCCCUGCUUAUAUAUCAGUCUUUGAUGUCAUUGCCAUUGUUGUGAGCCAGAUUUUAGGAUCAUCUAUUCCCUUGCCAAUUGGAUCUUUGCUUUUCUGCCCUGAAGGCACUGAAACUGCCAUUAUUGAUAUAUUAAAUCUUUGUUCUGAGCAGAUGGAGAAUGAAAAAUAUACUGGAAGUACUAGUUUGGUUGGUAAGGAAAUACUGCCUCAAGAUGCUCUUCAAGUACAGCUUCACCCUUUAAGACCGUUUUAUGCUGGAGAAGUAGUGGCUUGGCGGUCCAAAAGUGGAGAAAAGCUGAAAUAUGGUAGGGUCCUAGAGGAUGUUAGACCAUCAGCUGGCCAAGCACUCUACAGAUUCAGGGUAGAAACAGCAGCGGGCAUCACUCAGUCUCUUCUUUCUUCGCAAGUUUUAUCAUUUAGAAGCAUUUCCAUUGAUGGUGGCCCUUCCUCUACAAACUUGCAAGAUAAGAGUCACAUUGUAAUUGAUAGUGGUGCUUCUGCUGAAAUACGAGAGAACUCUGGAGGAGGCAAAAUACGAUCCCAGCCUGUUGCAGAGCUCCAAUAUGGCAAAGUAUCUGCUGAAGAACUGGUGCAGGCAGUUCAUGAAAUGCUUACUACUGCUGGAAUCAAUGUGGAUAUUGAGCGACAGUCCCUCUUGCAAAAGACCAUAAUCUUGCAAGAACAAUUGAAGGAUUCUCAAGCAGCUCUUUUGUUGGAACAGGAAAAGUCUGACGCUGCAGCCAAAGAAGCCGAUACAGCGAAAGCAGCAUGGCUUUGUCGGGUUUGUUUGACUUCCGAGGUAGAAAUAACCAUAGUUCCUUGUGGUCAUGUUCUGUGCCGUAAGUGUUCUUCUGCUGUCUCAAAGUGUCCAUUUUGUCGACUUAAAGUUUCGAAAAUCAUGAGAAUAUUUCGACCUUGAUCUCUGCUAAUUCAAGGAUGUAAAUUUUCCAUGAGAACAACAUGCAAAAAUGGCCAUUUUGACCUCGGAAUUAGUUGGCUAAACCUGUUGGUUUUCCCCAAAAUUAUUUGUUAUAUUUAUACAUUAGAGUCGAAAAUGUAAAUGAAAUCUUUAGUUUCCUUUUUCUGUAAACUUUGUCAUUCAUUGAUGUACAGAAAGUAUAUUGGCUAAUGUAAUUAACAUUGAUAUGGCCAAUAAGAUUUAUUCUUUAUUCGUGGAAAAA